UUGAUUGGUGAAAUUCUGGGGUGACUUCACGCAUGACUUGCUCUCAAGAUAUUUGUGAUGAAUCCAUAAUGUGUUGAUUUUGCACAAUAAGACGCUUGCUUCGCCGAACCAAAUCAAACUUAAUAGCCAUAUUGUUUACCGGUAGUGUCUAAUUCCUAGUGAAUAGCGAUCUUUCUGUACGUAUUUAUUUAAGUUUACAUUAUUAUUUUGUAUGUAACAGAUUAUAUAAAUUUGGAUAAAUUAGGAUGUAGGUACAUAUACAUAGUUAUUAUCUCUCUUAUUAAAAGUAUGCUAGGUAACUCGUAAUAACCAGCAAAUCCUAUCAACUAUUGGUAGACCUUAUAUCUUGCCAGAAGGACUACGAAUUGUCAAUUAAUUGUGGACGACCGGUACCUACCGUAUAAAGAUCGGUUUAUAUAUGCAGACGUUGAGCGUGCCAUGCAGACAGUGCACAGACAGACAAAACAAUAAUAUUCUAUACAAUGUCUAUUAACGUAUUCAUAUCUAUCGUUACACGGCCGCGCAGACGCCGACCGACAACUGUAUUUAAAAAAUAAAAUUUUGUGUCACAUAUUUCAUAUUUGAUACAAGCUUUCAUCGCUGAUCGUUAACAGUACUUUCAACAAUCAACGAAUGGCUACUCAUCGAGACAAUUGUAUCAAUUCCAAGCACAAUUAGGCAUGUUGCAUUUUAUUUUAUCACAGAAUUCCUAUGGCCACCUCCUGUCUCCAUCAUCAGAUCAGUAUGAUGGUUCUACAUUGUCACCCAACUUAGAUAUGACCCGAACGAUAAUAUUACAAACAUUGCAAGUUAAAUAAAAGCUUGUAAAAAUGCAUGGCAUGUCUGUAGAUAUAAACCGACUUUAAUAGAGAAAACUAACUAUAUAGAAAAGCGACGCGCGGCAAACCUCACAUUAAUUGCCCCGUCUAGACUCGAGGCGGAGGCAUGCUUCAACACUCGCAACUUAGUUCCACCACUUUGCUCCAGCUAACUUUAUACCUCCAUGUUUGAUAUUAAUUUGUAUUGAAACAGCUUCAUUUAAUAGAUAUUCGUAUUAAGGUUUCCCGCGAUACUAAGAUUAUAUGCGAAUGUUUGAAAUUUUUCUUAAUGCUGUUUUUCUUCUUUUACAGGUCAAAGUGUGAUGAGUACAGUGAUCCAGUGGUAAAUAAUGGCUGUGAACAGCCCUGGUGGUUACCCCCCUAUCUCCCCCAAACCUCACACCCCUAAAAGUCCUCGUCACUUUGUCUUCCCACAAAAGAGUCCCUCGGUCGCAUCUAGCACCUCCUCUUCUGGUUACUACACCCCUCAGUCUGGAUGCAGCUAUGACAAGCACAAUCAGCCUCCCAAGUCGCCGCUAGCGCACGGACAUCGCAGCCCCAUGAGUCCCAGACAUUUCAAUUUUCCCCAAAAAUCUCCAUCCGGACGCUCGAGCCCUUGCAAUCCUAGCCUCGACAGGCAAAACUUGCACUACUCCGCAUCUCUGAAGCACGGUCGACGCGAGAAGUCCCGAUCACCAAAACCGCCGCCUGUUCAUAUACACACCAACCCCGGCUAUGUAUCUCCCAAUCGCACGAGAAAAUUGUACGGCUCGUCAUCCACUGUCGGUUCCCCCAGGCUAGUGACGUCACCCAGCAUUGUCUCCAGUCAUACUGACGAUUCGAUGGAUGCCAUGCCGGGCACUCCUUCUGCAAUGCUUAACGAUGCUGAUGACGAAGCGACAACAACGUCCUCGAGGAUCUGCCGCAAAUCUACAUCAGAUCUUACAGAUAUCACAGACGACACGCCUCAAACCCGAUCGACCAGUAUUAGUAGACCCUGCUCGCCUAUGCGAAGAGGUUCCAUGAAAGGCGGUCUUGCAUAUCUAGCCAGUAGAAGAGGCUCAAGAGAGUCGACGAUGUCAAAUUGUGAUUCGGUGGAGGACAUCGGUCCUCUAAAUUUUCAAAAUACGAUGCGUGGUAGACAACGGCGGACUUCAAAUUUUUUAGAAUUGCCAGUGGUGGAGCACUCUCGGCCGCGCGUGUGCUCGCUGCCCGAGAAGCCGUACAACCCGCGCAUCUCGGACGACCUAUACCGGCUGCGCACUUUCUCCAUCACCACCAAGGGCGGGGUCGUCAACUGCGGCGACUCCAUCUGCAACCGCCGCUCGCGCUCCAACACCUCCGUCAACUCCACCAACAGCAGGGCAUCGGACCGGUCCCCGUUCGACGGGUCCUGCUGCUCCGGCUACCGGCCCGUGGACUCGGCGAGCCUCGACACCCCUGACGAGGAUGAAUUAGAUCCGAUACCUAAAUACAGAGUGGUGUUGCUCGGCGACGCUGGCGUCGGGAAGACUGCGCUCGUCUCCCAAUUCAUGACAUCUGAGUACAUGAACACUUACGACGCGAGUCUGGAUGAUGAAUUUGGCGAGAAGUCAGUGUCAGUACUUUUGGACGGGGAAGAGUCUGAGCUUAUAUUUAUCGACCACCCCAGUACUGAAAUGUCGGUGGAAAACUGCUUGUCAACCUACGAGCCUCACGCCUGCGUGGUGAUAUACUCAGUGGUAGCCAAGAGCUCCUUCACCCGGGCCGGCGAGGUGCUGGCGUACCUAGCCAGGGAACUGUUCACGGUGGAGCGGACCGUGGUGCUCGUCGGCAACAAGGCUGACUUGGCUCGGGCGAGACAGGUGUCUACUAAUGAGGGCAAAGCGCUAGCAACGUCCCGCGACUGCAAGUUCAUCGAGACGUCGUCGGGCAUCCAGCACAACGUGGACGAGUUGUUGGUCGGCAUCCUCAAGCAGAUCCGCCUCAAGGAGACCCGCGAGAAGAAGCAGGCCAAGAAGGUCGGGAAGCAGGAAUCGAAGCCUUCGAAGCUGGCUAGCUCCCGGACACAUAUCUCUCUCAGUAUCGCGAGGGAAUUGCUCCAGAAAAUCUGCAUCAACGACAUUUCCAAGUCAAAGUCGUGUGAGAAUUUACAUGUCCUUUAAACUUAAGGUUGCCAGGUAUACUUAUAACAAAAGGAUAGUAGCGAAGGUUGAUUCGCGGAAGCUGGCGCGGAUUUUGUUUGAGUUUUGACAGUUCAGUACGAAUCUCGCGCCAGGUCUUAUGAUCAGCCAGGCUUAACGGAAAGUAGUGCAAAUAUUGAAGACUAAUGUAGAGGGCGCAGUAUGGUCCAGUAACACAGUAAGUAACUAGGACGGUUGUCAAACGCCGAUUCAUUUUCCACAAAUCGUAUGGUACAGUCAAGGAAUUUAAUUUCAGUACCUUUUCGUACUUUGUCACGGUGAAAAUAGUAUGAGAUCCCUAGUGACAUUCAUAUUUUAUGUUCCUAUGAUGAUUGACUGUACCAUCACCUCCAUGUGACAAAUUUGCGAUUACAAUAUUUUGCACGACUUUGCGCGUAUUUAUUUUCUUUAGCUAUGCAUUAUACCAAAGAUACCUAGUUUGUCUUUGGAAUAGAAUGAGAUGUUGGAUUUCUGUUAUAAUAGCUAAGAAUGCAAUUAUUGGUCUAAGGUAUAAUUAAAACUCUUCUAAAAGAGUGAAAAUUGUCAAAGACAAAGUAUUUUCGUACUAUUUCAUGUAACCAGUCAUAGAAUUCCAACAAUGACAAUAGAAACGCAGAGCGACAGUUCUAUUCCAAUAGGGACCGUGCGCGUUGGAGGGUCUGCCAUCUUGGGGCCUGAAUCGGAACGAAAAACAUGUACAUUUAUACGUCAAGUGUUUUCUUGUGCAUAGUUGGUUCUACCAUCUUGUGGGCUACAUCGGAACAAUAAACAUCAAAUUUACGCCUCGCGCCAAAAAUCUGACGGCUCCUGUGCUGCCUCCUACAGUUCAUGCACGCUCCCUAUUAUACCGAUAGUAUUCAAGUACCACUAACGUGGCUGAAAACGUGCAUGAAUACAUAAUUUGAUACCCGAUUGAUUUUGACAUGUGUAGCGAAACCUUUACGGCAGUCUAAAAACAUGACAUAAAUUGAUUAUAGAUUACGCGGAGAAAAACGAUUUUGGAGCAUAUUUAUUGAUGGAUAAGAUAUGUCUGAUUUUAUUUAGGUUUGUUUGAGGUACAGUCAACCAAUAUGAAUCCUAGGCCACUAUAGAACCUUGUCGCUUUAACUACUCUAUACAUGACAUGCAUCACUCAAUAAGCACUGUCGUAGAAGUCAUUAUAACAUGCUUCUAUAGUGGCCUAGGAAUCAAAUUGGUUGACCGUAUUUAUAGUUGUAUGACUGACACUUGAACUUUAGUGAAUUUCUUUAGCGCUUUGAUUUUAGGUUGUGUAUAUUUCUCUUUAAACUAAUAUAAUGAGUAGGUGUCCUCUUAAAAUAUAUAUUUUUCGCAAAAUGGACUGAAAGUUAGACUCUUCCGAUUUAAAAUUAGAAGGCGAAAUGCAUAGUAUAGUUGAAGAACAUUUUAAUGUCAUUUUUUUCCUGAUUUUUAGAUACAACCUCAAGUAUUCUACUCGACCCAAUAAAUAUCCCGGCUUCCGACUCAAAACAAAAGACAGGUCUUUUGAGUCGGGCUCUAACCAGCACAGUGAAAGUCACUAAACUCGCGUACAUUUAGAUUUGCAACGUAAUCUUAUUUAACAUAAAAUUAUAACAAAAAUGUUCAGUGAUUUCAUCAGUUCAGAUUCUUCAGCCUACGCUGUACAUGCUCUUUUCCAUGUUACUUUUGUAUAGAACAAGGCUCGAAAACCGGCGAAAUUUCCAAACCGUUAUUAUGUACUUAGCGCAAAACCUUUUAAUUUCAGUUUAGUUCGUAAAACCGUCUUUUAAAACCGGUUUUAAGAAGAGCAUUUCCAUAUAGUUCUUGUCAGAUUAACCGGUUUAGGACAAUAAAAACCGGUUUCUGCUAUCUUACCGUGUCUUUGUUUACGCAGCACAUCAUCAGGCCGGCCGUUUGUCUCGUUGUUCGUCGAAUAAACCGGUUUAUUUCGGUUACAAUAAAGUUCGUAUAACAUUCGAGUUCUUAUGAAAGUUUUGGAGUAAAACCGAAAUAAACCGGUAUCUAAAGUUAGUAGAUUCAAUGUCGUAAAUUCAAUAUUUUUGUGGUAGUAGCGGAUGAAACAACGCGCCAAUAGUAUCUGAUAUUCCGGAUAACUUUUCCAAAUAUACAUAAUUUACAGUCUUAGUUGUUCUAUAUUAAAGACAUCACUUUUUGUUAAGCUGUUAUAGAAUGGAGAUACUUAUGAAACGUUAUUUGAUCCGCUACUUUUGAUGCUGACUGUACAUCGUAAAUUUCAACAAUAAUUACAGAUUAUUUUUCCGGCUAUUAGUAUAAAUCCUUUGCCUAACAAUUACACUGUAUAUAGUUUCAUAAUUAAUCAAUAUGCAAUUAGAGUCAGACCAAAAUAAGUUGGCAGCGAUUUUGACAGCCCAAACAGUGCAACUAUUAUUUUAAACGUCAAACUUGUAUGAAAUUAUGACGUAUACUUAACACCAGCACAGGCUGAGCUAUCAAAAUCGUUGCCAACUUAUCUUGGUCUGACUCUAUAUACAAGGUGCCCGUGAGCAUUGCGAGAAAUUUUAACUAAGCAUUCCUGGUAAUAUUUAAUAACUAAAAUGUCAUACAAUUUUCUGGAUUAGGCCUAGUUUCAGAGAUAAUUAAAUGUUUUUCCAAAUCAUUCUAUCGCCAUAAGUCGGUACAAAACACAUUUUUGACUGCGGUAUUGCCAUUUUGAGGUCUAGUCUGCACAUAACUAUUGAUUGACAUCGAAAAAUUAAAAAAAUGUAUUGGAGAGGCUACCCCCAAAAAAAAAACUUUUUAGUUAAUUUUAGGUUAUGUGUUUAUCAAUAAAAAUUACGUUUUAUGUUAAAAAAAACGGGAUAAAAAAAAAAAGAUUUUUUUUGUCGAAUUUCACAAAAAGUCAUAUAACAUGUUUUGCUUCUGUUGCCAUCAGGAAUGCACCGUUAAAAUCUCUCGCAAUGCUCACGAGCACCUUGUAUAUUCACAAAGAUGGUUUUAAUGUGUACUACUUAAUCUAAAAUUAAUAACGUCAAUGUAAUUUAAUGGCUAUCUGGAUUACUUUGCAUUUUCACAGUGAAAUUAAGUUUUAGUUAAUUUUCGUCUUAAUAUAAGUAAAUGUCAGUAUUAAGAUAAGUCUUAGAAUAACUACUUCAUACGCUUGUUUAGAAAAAGAUGUUAUAAGAUGUAAUCAUUAUGACUUAAAUAUAGGUGUUAACUAUUAGACUCUUAUUAUAUUUUUCUAUCUAAAAAUACUUUUUACAAGUUUUACAUUUUACGAAAAUGUUUUGAACUUUUACCUGUGUUACUACUGUUAAAUAAAUGUACACUUCCCAUAUCUACUUCAUGUGAAAUAACAGUUUUUUCGAAAAAAAAAUGUGUUUUAUUAAAUAUUCUAAACGUUUCAAGAAAAUAGGAGCUGGUCGCUGUUGCGUCUGCCUAUCAAUAUUAUUUCUGAUAUGAAAAUCGAAACGAAUGCCACCGGUACUGAGUUUGUAUGGUGAGAUCAGGGAAUUCCCGGUUUCGGUACUGUAUUUGUAUAGAAAACUAGUACCGGAAUGCAGUAUUCCGCACGACCGACGACUCUCUCUCGUAAACUACCCUCGUUUACGCCAUUAUUGUCAAAUAAUGAGUUGCACACAACACUCACUACGUCAUUCGCUAAUGGUUCGUCCACACUGUCCACCGACGUAGUACCCAACACAGGUUUCCAACUCGGAGGCACUGACCAACCACAAUCACGGUUAAAAUUCUGAUGACUAAUUUCUAUAGCCAGCCGUACUUUUCGCUGAACCACAUUUUUUUCUUUCGCCCGCACGGUUACCUUAUUGAAACGUAUACAGUGAGUCGAAUCACUAUUUUACGACGAACCGGCCCGCGCCGUGUCAUCGAGCGCGGAGGGCUGCGGCCCGCUGUCUACGGCGGUCCGACAACGCAAGCUCCUAUGUCGUCAGUUCGAGAAAUGGGCCCCUUGGCAUAUUUAUCAGUCUAAGCCAGAAGUGGUCUCGAAAAAAAUAGCUUUUCAAUUAAAUAAAAAUCGACCAAGUGCAUCAGUGUUGGGUUCCGUAGUUACCAUUCUGUCAGAAUGGGCUAAAUAAACGGGGACUAUAAUUUAGUAAGUAGCAUGAACAUUAUAAGCAUAAAGGAGUUCCUAGUUGACUACGAAACCCUAAAACAAUAUUUUUACUGAAACUUCCAUCAAUGAAUAUUACAAAAAGCCUGGAAUUUCAAUUCCAAUAUUACAUCUGAAGUACGCAAUACAGGCUAAUCAAUCAAACCUAUUUUAUCUCGGAUGAUUGAUAUAGGACAACCUUGUUGUUUUCCAGUUCAGUAGACAAGGGAUUUUCAUAUCAAACGCGCUGACACCUGUCGAAAGAACAUUCCUAUAUUAAAAGCCCUCACGUAGCCAUUUUGUUCCUGGGAUCUGUUUAAAGUAACGGUCGAACGAACAGUGUAAUUGCUAUAAAAGCGUCUGAUGUAAGGUGUUUAAUGUUUUAACUUUAUUUCCCCUUUCCCGAUAUUUGGUCCGGAUAAACGCGUUUAUUUAACUUUAUUUACAAUCAGUGAAAUGUUAAAAAGUCUUUGAAGCCAUUAUGAAAUGAUGUAUUUUUACCGAAAUAAAUAUAUAGAGAAACUCUGCAGAUAACAGUAAUUUCAAAACCUGAAAUAGAUGUCAUAUAUUAAAGAAAAUUAGCCAAGAACACGUCUGGCUAUGCUCAGUAUAGGGUUCCGCAUCUGUCAAAAGAGCUUAAUUAAAAAUAAGAAAGAAAAAACAUUUUUGUUUCAAGCUUUUAUCGCUGACUGUACCUUUCUUUCCACAGGCUACUAAUACUCAUCGAGACAAUUCUAAAAACCCCAAACACAAUUUGGUUGCGUUGUUUUAUCACAGAGUUCCUGCGGAUACCUCCUGUCUCCAUCAUCAGAUCAGCUCGGUUGUACCAUAAUAUUGCAUUAUUACCCGACUUACAUAUGUCUGCAAAUUUUCAGCUUCAUUGGAAACCGGGAAGUGGGUCAAAUUUAACUUGCAAGAUUUGAUUACAGAUCGACAGACAACAGGACAGGUGAAACUAAAUAAAAGCUUGUAACAAACUAACAUUAUUUUGAACUUUCGGAGGGAUUAUUUCUAUUCACUUUACCAAAUAACAAGUAAAAGGGAACACCUUCGCAGCGUUUCAUACGUCUUUUACUAAGAAGGGAAGACUUUUUGCGAUAACUCAAAAACAACUGAUCAGUUCCGCUAUAGUUUUCAUUGAAUGUCUUUAUUAAGUUUUACUUUUGUGUUUUUUUUUUAUAUAUUUUUUGGUCCCAUGGUUCAAAUGUUAGAGGGGGAGGGACACAUUUUUUUUCUUUUGGAGCGAUUAUUUUCGAAAAUAAUCUUUUAUUCAAAAAAUGGAUGUUGGAGACCCUUAUACCUAUCCAACGACAUCCCACACUGUAGAAAUAAAGUGAAAAAAAAAAUCCCUAAAAAAA
Molecule: messenger RNA, 8407 nt
Organism: Cydia pomonella (codling moth)
Lineage: Eukaryota; Metazoa; Arthropoda; Insecta; Lepidoptera; Tortricidae
Gene: Rgk2
Exons: 8
Coding region: 1169-2962 (597 amino acids)
Cellular component (GO): plasma membrane
Molecular function (GO): GTPase activity; GTP binding; calcium channel regulator activity
Source: RefSeq, a predicted model, not a curated record